AUACAGUGACAGAAUGGAACGUCCGAGCGGAGAUCCAAGUUUGACAGAAGUUGCUCUGGUAGAGUCAACAAACCGUCCAAUGGGAGUCCAGUUAGUAAAUUCCAGAAUGACAAAUAAAACUUCUGAUCCAAUGGAUUUAGUGGAAUUGGCUAAACAAGUUCAAAAGGCAGAUGAGUUUACGAGAGCUACAGCUGGUAGUAAAUUAAUAGUUAUAGCUGAUCAAAUCAAAUAUUUACAAGAACAGGCUAAAAAGGUUUUAGAAGAAGCUAAACGAAACGCUAUGUUACAUCAUGCGGCGUGUAAUAUGGUGAAGAAACCAGGCAAUAUGUAUUAUUUAUAUCAACGUGAUUCUGGACAGAAAUAUUUCUCUAUUUUAUCACCACAGGAAUGGGGUGCCAGUUGUCCUCACGAAUUUAUCGGAGCUUUUAAACUAGAAUAUGAUAUGUCCUGGUCUCCAAUAGAAGAAGUUGAAAGACGUGGAGAAGAAUUUGCGUUGAUUGAUAAAAUAUUAAACGCUAAAAACGCUAUAACUGACUCUACUGCGUUGAUGUUCGGGAAUACGAAACCAAGUACUGCGUCUGCUACACCCGCUGAACUAACAGACAUCACUGGAGAGAAAUAAUAAAUUAUGACUUGUCUCGAAGAGCAGACACAAAAAAAAAACCUCAAUAUGGACACAAGGUGAAUUGUAUUGGUCAGUUGUCUGAAGAUCGCAUGGCGUGAAACUCAGAGUAACACCAUGUUUCAGGUUCUGUUUUAAUAUUUAUAAUCUGUGAUUUUAUUAACUCUUUUUAAUCUGAAAGUUAUAAUUUACCUAUAUUAGGAGGCAGGGCCCAGUUUCUCAAAAUAUCUUAUGAUCAGUUUUUGUCCAAAGUGUUGUAUAACUCAAAGUAAAAUUUCACUGCUAUGACAAUUUAAUUAUCAUAAGAUUUGUUGAGAAACAAGAGCCAGAUAAUUACAAUGUAGGAUAUCAUGCUCUGAUGUUUAAACAAAUAAUGAAGUUGAUAUUGGUUUAAAUGAUCCUGUAAUGUUGAUUAUGAUGAGAAGGGCGAUAUAUUAGAUUUACUUAAAUUAAUUGAGGGAGAAUUUUUGUUUCUGUUUCUGUUUAUUAAAUGUAUGGUAGAAAGUAUUACACCUGAAUAGUGGUUUAUAUUUCAGGUUCUAAAUUCAUAGUGAUAUCAUGUUUGUCUAAUUUGUUAUCGUUGUAAAUAAUAUUAAAAACAUCCAAAUAAACUUUGAAAAG
Molecule: messenger RNA, 1243 nt
Organism: Lottia gigantea (owl limpet)
Lineage: Eukaryota; Metazoa; Mollusca; Gastropoda; Lottiidae
Exons: 5
Coding region: 14-622 (202 amino acids)
Source: RefSeq, a predicted model, not a curated record